AUGUCGCAAGCCAACUACAUCAAGAAAGUCGCCAUCGUGGGAGCGACCGGGACAGUCGGCAAACCCAUCGUCGAAGCCCUGCUCAAACUCGGCAAGCACGAGCUCACGGCCCUCACCCGCCAAGACAGCAACGCCAUCAUGCCCCAGGGCCUCAAAGCCACCAAGGUAAACUACGCCGAGUCAACCUCUCUCGCCGCCGGCCUGGCAGGCCAAGACGCCCUGAUUAUCACGCUGCCGGGCACCACGCCCCAGGCGACGCACUUCGCGCUCAUCGAGGCCGCCGCCGCCGCCAAGGUGCCGUUCAUCCUGCCCAACCUAUGGGGCAUCGACGUCUCAUUCAACGAUGUGGGCAGGGAUCUGUACAUGGGGCCCACGAUCCUCGACGUGUGCGCGAAGAUUGAGGAGCAUGGUGUGAGUGCCUGGAUGGGCAUGGUGACGGGGUUCUGGUACGAGUUUAGUCUUGGGAUGGGGCCGAACACGUACGGGAUGGAUUGGAAGAACCGCACUUUUACGUUCUUUGAUGAUGGGGAGACUUUGAUUAACACUAUCACCUGGCCGCAGACCGGCCGCGCAGUAGCCAACCUCCUCUCCCUCCCCAUCUCGCCCGCCCCCGCCUCACCCGGCGCACCCUCCCUCUCAAACUACAAGAAUAAAUACGUCUACACAUCAUCAUUCCUCAUGAGCCAAAAGGAGAUGUUCGCCUCCGUACUGCGCGUCUCAGGCACCUCGUCCUCGGACUGGACGCUCAAGUACCAGCCCAGCGCCGAGCGCGUGGACGAGGGGAAGAAGGAGCUGGGCGAGGGUAAGGGGCAGGCCGCCUAUCAGAAGUUGCUCUAUAGUCGCGUCUUCUACCCCGAUGGCACGGGCAACUUUGAGGGCAGGAGGGGCUUGGAUAAUGAGGUGUUGGGGCUCCCGAGGGAGGACAUGGAUGAGUUUACGAGGAUUGCGAUUGAGCGUGCUGAGCAGGGGAUUGGUUAUGGGCACUGA
Messenger RNA from Anthostomella pinea, 987 nucleotides. NCBI's taxonomy places the organism in Eukaryota, Fungi, Ascomycota, Sordariomycetes, Xylariales, Xylariaceae. The record is from the annotation of a GenBank genome assembly.